Messenger RNA from Drosophila takahashii, 1601 nucleotides. RefSeq names its product facilitated trehalose transporter Tret1. Gene Ontology annotation, biological process: transmembrane transport. NCBI's taxonomy places the organism in Eukaryota, Metazoa, Arthropoda, Insecta, Diptera, Drosophilidae. Gene Ontology annotation, cellular component: membrane. The record is from RefSeq and is a predicted model, not a curated record. Gene Ontology annotation, molecular function: transmembrane transporter activity.
AUAAGUUUCAUGAUGUUUGGGAUUGUUUGCAAUCUAAAGACAACUGAAUAUAUCCUUCAUUAUAUAUAGAAAUCUGUUAAAUCGAAAAAUAUGGGAGUCUUUAGCAAGCGCACUCGCUGGCAGUUGCUUUCCACGUUAACGUUGUGCGUUAUGUCGUUAACUCACGGAAUAACACUGGGAUGGUUUUCGCCUACUCUGCCCCUCCUAAAAUGCGAAAAUAGUCCGGUUGGUCGACUUGACAUUAGCGAGUUGAUGUGGAUCGGCGCUAUGUUUGGUUUCGGCUCUCUGCUUUGUAAUAUGAUCAUUUGCUUCCCGCUCGCAUUCUUUGGACUUAAGAAGUGCAUGUAUUUCGUGCCCAUACCCAAUAUGAUUCACUGGAUUUUAAUCUACUUUGCAACCAAAUCAGUGUAUCUCCACAUGGCUCGACUACUGUUGGGAAUAUCUGGUGGUACUAUGAUGGUUACUUUUCCUAUAUUUGUCGCGGAAGUAUCCGAUAAUAACGUCCGAGGAACUUUAACGUCUUUCUUUAUGCUGACCCUCUGCAGCGGCCUUACUGUGGGAUUUGUAUUGGUUCACUACAUAUCAUAUCAUGUGCUACCAUGUAUCGUAAUUGUCCUGCCCAUUCUCUUUUUCUGUCUCCUCAUUCCCUUCCCCGAGCCGCCACAAGAUUUGCUGAAACGGGGUCGUGAUGAAAAGGCCGCGAAAUCUUUCUACUUCUACAAGAAUUUGUCAAAGGACCCGACGCAACAGAACGAAAAUCAAGCGGAAUUUAUAGUUUAUCGGGAUAAAGUUCUAGGUGGCGGCAUUAAGGACAAGGUUACCUUUUCAGAUUUCUAUAACAAGGAGUCGGGAAAGGCCUUUGCACUGAUCAUUGUGCUUCUGGUUUGUAAUCAGAUGUCAGGAUCCUUUGCUAUUUAUAAUUAUGCGUCGUCCAUCUUCACAAGACUCGGAAGCAGAAUGGAUCCGAAUAUGUGCUCGAUUUACCUGGGUGUUGUGCAGCUCUUUGGCCUGUCCAGUGCCGUUGUACUUGUGGAUCGAGUGGGUCGCCGAUGGCUGCUGAUGCCUUCGCUGGCCGUGAUGGGUCUGGCUGAGCUGGGUGUGGGACUGCUAAAAUCCUUUGCCUCGCAGGACUUCUUGAUACACCAUGGCUGGGUUGGGCUGACUUUAAUGUGCAUCGUGGCAUAUUCGUCAUCGUCUGGACUGGUAGCUCUUACGUUUGUCAUCAUCGUGGAACUGCUGCCCUUUAGGAUCCGCGCCCCUGGCAUCUCCUUGAGCAUGUGCGGACUUAGUUUGUCAGUAUUUAUGGCGCUCAUGACGUAUCCCGCGAUGCUCAGCCAUCAUGGAUUGCAUAUCUUAAUGUUCAUGUCGGCCAGCUUCUGCCUUCUAGGCUUAAUAGUGCUGGGCAUAUUUUUGCCUGAGACCAAAGGAAAGAGUCUGACGCACUAAUGUGUUUAGUGAAACCUGGCUACAUCGAUUUCACGUUGUUCAGAUAAGUGACAAACUGCUGUUUGGUUAAAUCGGUCCUUAGUGACAGGUGGUUGUGAUAACGAUAAAUUACUUUUACCCAGUUAUAAUAAUAAAUGGAAUCAACAACCGAACUA